UAGGUCUUAACGUAGCUCACAAAGCAGAAAGCACACACUCGAUAGUAAUAUUAUUAUUAAAUACUCUGUGAAGGUCCUUUUAUAGUUUUCUGGAGUCACUAGCCAGCAUAAAUUAACAUUUUAGCCAGUAGCAGUAGCUGUAGGGUUUAAAACUGCUGGUGAAAACUCGAAAAUUCGGUAAAGAGUCCAAGGUGUAUCAAGGCUGCCCUAUAUCUCAAGACUCGAGUGGUGAAAAAAUUAUUUUAGCCUAUCCCAGCUGUUAAUUAUAAAGACACAACAAUCAGCAGCAUUCUAAAGUCGCUGGCUGGUGCUGCAGUUUGUUAAAAAAAAAAAAAAAAAAACGUUCAUGCCAUUGACGUAAAAGGUGGCGAGGGUCAAACGGAAACGAGGUAAAUGCAAUAUGAUUUUAAUCCUAUCAGCGUGUUUAUGAUUGAUGAUUAGCUGGUAAAAGAAUGGCGGCGAUUUUUGACAUUGAACUACACGAUGUUGAUAACAAAAUAACUGAAGAAGAGUCUGAUGAUGAAAUUAUUGAGAUACAUGAGGACGAAUAUAAUACGGAUCCGAAUGUCAAUGAAUUGAUAGAAGCUGAUGGGGUCGAGACGGUCUCCAUUUCCGAACAGAGUGUUAACUGCGGCAGGGAGAGGGCUGGCCCACAAGAUUUCGAGUUGUGUAAGGUCAUAGGUAAGGGAGGGUAUGGAAAAGUAUUUCAGGUACGAAAAAUAACUGGUAAUGAUGCUGGUACCAUUUUUGCAAUGAAGGUAUUGAGAAAGGCUUCGAUAAUUCGUAAUCAAAAGGACACUGCCCACACCAAAGCUGAAAGAAAUAUUCUGGAGGCCGUUAAGCAUCCUUUCAUAGUUGAUCUAAUGUAUGCCUUUCAAACUGGCGGCAAAUUAUAUUUAAUUCUAGAGUACAUGUGCGGCGGCGAGCUGUUUCGUCAUUUAAAUGACGAGGGAAUUUUUCUCGAAGAAACAGUAUGUUUCUAUUUAUGUGAAAUAAUAUUAGCGCUACAGCAUUUGCACCAGCAGGGUAUUAUUUACCGCGAUUUAAAGCCGGAGAAUAUUUUGCUGGACGCUGAGGGACAUAUCAAGCUCACAGACUUUGGAUUGUGCAAGGAACACAUCCAGGAUGGAUCAGUCACUCACACUUUCUGCGGUACCAUCGAGUACAUGGCACCAGAAAUUCUUACACGCAGCGGCCACGGUAAAGCCGUUGACUGGUGGAGUCUUGGUACUUUGAUGUACGAUAUGCUGACAGGCGCACCGCCAUUUACUUCAGACAAUCGUAAAAAGACAAUUGAAAAAAUUCUCAAAGCAAAACUUAGUUUACCUCAGUAUUUAACUCACGAUGCCCGUGAUCUUAUUAGAAAAUUAUUGAAGAGACAAGUCGCCCAGCGAUUGGGUUCCGCUCCCUCAGAUGCUGAGCAAGUUAAAAGUCACAUAUUCUUCAGACACAUCAACUGGAAUGAUGUUAUCUCGCGUAAACUAAAAGUACCAUUCAAGCCGACGUUGACUAGCGAGGAUGAUGUCUCACAGUUUGACAAAAAAUUCACCAGCUCUUUACCUAUUGAUUCACCACCCGAGUACACAUUAAGUGAAUCCGCGAAUCGAGUAUUCCAGGGAUUUACUUACGUUGCACCGAGUAUUUUAGAAGGGACAUACGCCCAGCCUCGUAUUGUCAAUGCCAGAAGUCCUCGGAGGUCAGCUAUGAAGGGUUUUUCACCACGUGGAAAUCAUUUCCAUCUACACCACAGGCACAACGGCGUGGCACAUAAUGGAAUAGAAGACGCUGAGAUGAUUGAGAUAGGUUAAUGAUGACUAAUAAGUAAAUAAAUAAAUAAAUUUGUUUAUAAAUAAUUAAUUUAAUUUAUAAAUCAAUACACGAUAAUUAUAAAUUAAUUAUUUAUAAAUGAAAAUGAAACUUAGUUGGUUGCAUUUCGUGGCUCGGCCGUUGAGAACUUGAUCAGCGCGAUAACUCAUUCUCAGGGAUUGAUUUUUUAUAUUUAAAUAUAUAUUAAAUCGUCAUAUGAACUUAUCGUGCAUAAUUUUUUUAAUUACUGAUUCUUCAAUGAUUUUUUUAAUUAGCAUUGAAAAUAUAAAUCGACGGUUGAGUUUAGCUAAUUUUUAUUUAAUUAUUAUAAAAUUAUCAUGAAAUAUAAAUAAAUAAAUAUAAAUAUAUAAAUAUAUUUUACUCGUAAUAAACAACUUUAUACGUAAUCGAAGUAAUAAUAAUAAUAAUAAUAAUAAUAAUAAUAUAACUAUAAAUGUGUAACGAAAAUAUGAGUGAUUUGCACGUUAAUUAAAUAGUUGCCUAUAAUUUAAAUAUUAAUUUCAUUUAUCCACGUCUUAGCCGUUUUGUUUAUUUAAUUAAAUAAAUUGAGUAAUUAAUAAUAAUAAUUAUAAUCACUAAAUAGAUUUAACGUUACACUAUUAACUUUAGCUUCGAGUUAAAUAUUUUAUAUAAAAAACUGCUAAGUAAAUUUAGCGAACAUUUAACAUAAGUAAAUGGAGCAGACAUCAGAUAAAUUUCAAAUUAUUAAUAAAUAGAGUAAAUAAUUAAUAAAAUAAAAUUAUAAAAACAUGCACAUUUGAAAAAUUUUGAAAUUAAUAAGUGCAUUUUUUAUAAUUAUUUAUUUUAUUUAUUUAUAGUUUUAAAUUUUUCCGAUCUGCUACAUUCACUCUCAUACAUUUAACUGAUACUCUAAUUGAGCGAUAGGAAUUAUAAUUUUAAAAAAAUAACAAUAAACCAAUAAAAAUAAUUUGGCCAUUGAAAACUUAAAAAAGAAAAUAAAAAAAAAAAACUUAAAAACUGCCCAAGUGUUCAGACUUAGGUCGACCAAAAAUAUUUUUAGGUCAACUCAGUCCUAUGUUAUCAUAUAUUUUUAAAAUAUUUUUGUGACGCCGAUAAUUUAAAUAAUAAAACAAUCUUCCAUAUGAUGUUAAUGAUAAUAAUGACAAAUAGUGCAGACGUUAAUGCAGAUAUUAAUUAAAUAUGUAUCGAUAAAAUAAAUCGACGUGGAUUUAUGUAAUUACAUAUAUUACAUAUUAACAUAACGAUAAAUGUCAUUAACUAUUAUAGAUAUAAUUACUAUUAAAUUACAUAUUUAUUAUAAAAUAAUUACAACGUAGCUUGUUUGCUUAACAUAAGACUAAAUUUUAUUAUUUUAAAAAAUUUUUGAGCUUUAAUUGCAAUUAAUUAUUAUUAUUAUUGUUAUUACUAUUAGCAAAACCUUUUAGUUUAUUUUUAUUUUAUUGCAAUAAAAGCAACGAGACUUUUUAAAAUGACCAAUUUAUUAUUUUUUAUUUUUAUUUUUAAUUUGUGUGUAGUCAUUUAGUUGUUGGUAGAUAAAAUUAAGCUCUCAAUGUUUUAUAAGAAUUUCUGUCAAUUAAUUUUUAGAUAAAUUUAUUAUUAUUAUUAUUAUUUUUUUUUGUGUUGAUACAAAAAUAAAAAACUAGCAAUAAUAUGUGUGGCAACUGUAAGAUUUAUCAUAAAUAAAUAUACGAUACAAUGCACUGCCGAUGAUUGCUUAUCGAUAUUUAAUUUAAAAAAUAUAAUUUAAUUAAGUAAUUGGCACAAAUAAAUGAAUAAUUAAUUAAUUAAAUUAUAAUAAUUUGAGAAUAAAGUUUUGUUUUUUUAUUUUUUAAAAAUUGUGACAUGAAAUAAAGUAACAAAUGCUUCCACUCAAGAGAUUUAUGACUUAGAAUUUAAGAUAAAUUGACAAUUGUGUGUGUUUAAAAUAUUAAUUAAAAUUCAUGUCGAGUUAUUCUGGCUCAAUAAUAAGUUUGCAUAAAUAUUUAUACCGAUAUAAGAGAUAAUAUGACUUGUAAACUGAGUGAAAAUAAUAUUAACAAUCAUCAUAUUUUUAUUUAUAGUUACCAGCAGCUAAUUUAUCGAAAUUAGGAUAAUUAGUCUGCUAAUUUAAUCAUUAAAUAUAUAUAAACAUAUAUAUUUUAUCAAUAAUCAAACAUUGUAAACUGUGAAUACAAUAAACAAACGAUUGUUUGUUGUGUUGUAACUUGUCAUUUUUUUGUCUUUGUCAGCUAUCAAACUAUUUUAAUUAAAUAAAAAUAAUAAUCAUUACUACUGUUGUUGUUAUUUUAUAAAUUUAUAUUAAGUCAAGGUUUGACCCUUACACGUUCAUAACUAUUCC
Microplitis demolitor is the source of this 4147-nucleotide messenger RNA. Its product is annotated as ribosomal protein S6 kinase beta-1. Gene Ontology annotation, molecular function: ATP binding; protein serine/threonine kinase activity. The transcript has 6 exons. Lineage: Eukaryota; Metazoa; Arthropoda; Insecta; Hymenoptera; Braconidae. The coding region runs from base 453 to 1808 and encodes 451 amino acids. Gene Ontology annotation, biological process: signal transduction; protein phosphorylation. The record is from RefSeq and is a predicted model, not a curated record.